Molecule: messenger RNA, 5923 nt
Organism: Populus euphratica (Euphrates poplar)
Lineage: Eukaryota; Viridiplantae; Streptophyta; Magnoliopsida; Malpighiales; Salicaceae
Product: calmodulin-binding receptor-like cytoplasmic kinase 1
Exons: 10
Coding region: 3442-4797 (451 amino acids)
Biological process (GO): protein phosphorylation
Molecular function (GO): protein kinase activity; ATP binding
Source: RefSeq, a predicted model, not a curated record
UAGUUUGUCAGCAACAGUCACUCAAAAAAAGAAAAAAAAAAGAAAAGACAAAAAAGAGAGGAAAAAAGAAAAGUCUUCGCUCGCUCUCAAUCAACCAAUUCGCGCUCGCUCUCAAUCAACCAAUUCGCUCUCUAAUUCCACUUCAAAAUCACAAAUCUGCGCGUUUCAAGCUCCAACCUUAUCGUUUCGUUAAUUCCUCAAACCAAAACUGCUCUAGAAACGUUUCAUUUUCACCGAGUUCACUCCCAAUUCUACCGCGAAUUAACGACUCCGAAAUAACAUCAGAGAGGAUUAAAGUGGUGUCGAUGCUUGCCUUGGCACUGACUCUUUGUAAUGCUGAUUAUGUGUUUAUGUGAGCGGUGAUUGCACUCUUGUCUCUUGCUCACGGUUGGAGCCGAUCCUUCUCCGGUAUUGUUCAGGUGGGGAUAUGUAAUUCCGCCAAUAGCAGUAGGGACGCGAGUGGAUUAUUAUGGUGGUAAGGUAGUGAUGGGAUGGGGUGUUGCCUAGUGGUCAUUAGGUACAUUUCGUAUGCCGUGGGCGGCGGAUACUUCAUUAUGGGCUCUACUUGCUGCGCGAGCAAUGCUAGGCAUUUUGCUGAUGGCGUGGCUCUUCCUUGUAUGAACAACAUGAUAGCAAGUUUAAAAGACGGUGAAGCUAAAAUGUUGAAGAAAGUGUAUAAACCUGUUCUUUUAGAUGGUUCCCGUUGACAGAACGAGCCAGGGCUGUUGGGAUUGCAAUGGCUAGAUUUCAACUUUGGAAAUGCAGGAGGACUCAAUGCAAUCUCCAAUCCUCUUGUCAAAAGGCAGUAUAUUUGGUCCAUUUGUGAUUUUUGGACUAUCUGGAUUCCUGUGGGUUUUGGUUUGGUUAUCUGCAAUAUCAUGUGCUCCUGACCGAAGUUCCCAGAUUUCAGAGUAUGAAUUGGAGUACAUAUUAAACAAGGAGUGGAAAUCUUUUCCCAUGGAGAAUAAAUCUAAGACAAGAAGAAUAAUCCCUCCUUUCAUGCGCUUGCUCUCUAAGAUGCCAACUUGGUCCUUAAUUGUUGCCAACACCAUACAUAGCUGGGUACUUCACACAUCAUACUUUAAUCUAGAAUCUGUCAUUAUUUUUCCUCUCUUGUGCCGAAUAUGAUGCUUAGAAUGAUUGUACUAUGUGCAAGUCUUUGCUUCCAGUAUCUAGAUUCAGCUCUACCGAGGACGAACACCAUCACCUUCUGGUACUGAUAUUUUGAAAUGGUUUUAAAAAAGUCUGCAGGGAUUUUUGUUAUUCUCUCCUGGAUGCCCAUUUAUUUUAACACAGUAAGGCCAACUUUAUCACUUUAACUGUGGUUCUCUAUUGCAUUGUAUGCACAUAUUUACUAGAGGAAGAUAUGCUAUAGUGAAUGUUGUGAACAGAUAUAUCAUGCUGACCUCAAACAUGCACCAUGGUUUAGUGCUGUUCCAUGGAGGGUGAUGGGAUUCAUGGGAUACUUUGGUGGUACGUGGUCAGAUAUGUUGAUACGCAGUGCUAUAAGUGUCACUUUGAGUUGAAAAAUCAUGCAGGCUCGUGUAAUGAAGGAUGCAAAGGCUAAGAUGCUAGUCAUUUUUCUCUCUGGUUUUGUCUAGUUUUUUCUCUUUCCAUUUCCAGAAGAUCCACGACAUGAUUCUGGUGUUUGACGCGGUACCACUAACUCUGUUAUAUAUAAUGAGUUUGGUCUGAUUUUACUUGUUCAGGAUAGUACUUGAUAACUUCAAAACAUUAAUUUAGCGUGGUAUGUUAACAACUGCUCACUGUUUCCUUGUAGGAAUAUUGAAUACUGCUGGAACAUUAACAGCCAUUGUGGGAACUGUUGGAGCUGGUUUCUUUGUUGAACUAGUGGGUUCUUUCCGUGGAAUCUUGAUGCUCACAUUGCUCUUAUAUUUUCUUGCUGCUCUUUUCUACAACAUCUUCUCCACUGGAGAAUGAGUUUUGAUUAAACUGCUAUUGUACUAGAGUGUAUUGCUACUGUCUUGUAAAAGCUUGGAAGCACAGUUCGCAGUAACAACAUGCUGGUAUUUGAACACCAUGAUCAACACGACAAUAGUCAGGCACGACAUCACUAAAAAGGCAAUGUUUGCAUCCCAUGUGCGUACAUGACAUGCAAAUCAAUGAUUGGUCGCCCUUUUUUUAGUUUCUGAAAGUUUUAAUUCUGAACUAUUGAGCUGGUCACAUGAUUUCGUUCUUGUCAUAUUUAAGCAGUUUAAUUACUCAUUUUAGUUUUGUAAUGCAAGUAUUUUUGCUCUUCAGGCCCCUGAAUGAGUUUGAAACCUCUAUCAAUUGCUACAGAAGAGAUAGAGGAGCUCAGGAAUGUUAAAGAAGGUUUCGCAGUGGGAAUUAUCAUCCCCCUUCUAAAGAGAUAGGCUGUUAGUCUGUUUUUUCUUUUCUUUUCUUGUAUAAAAUCAAAGAAUGUACAGUGGCUAUUUGUGCAACUCCCUCAGUCCCAAGUAUCCAGAGCUUCUGUUUCAGGUGCAUUGGGGUUUUCAACCAACAAAAUGUAAGAUUUUCAGAGGUAUGGUCCAGGUUCAUCCACCUGUAUAACAGCUCCUCCUCCUCAGUUUGCUUAUUCUCCGAAGAAUGUCAUUCUUCAUCUUUCCUCUGGUAGCCUUUUCGUUAUGAUGCCAUAGCAUCCCAUCGCUUCAUUUCUGAUGCACUCGUAAAUGCAACCACCAUAGCCAAGCAAGGAGACAGGGUUGAGAAUUGGAACUACUAAAAGAAACUAAUUUCUUUCUCUAAGAAAGUCCAUGGUGAAGAACACAAUUCCAUGGCUAAGAGCAACUGAGAUGAUGUCUCAAAACACUGAAAAAUAACCAUCUGAUAGCUGGUAUUGCUCAGAAUAAACCCGGAAUGUUGUGAGAUGCAGGUAAGCUGUAAUCCUAUCACGUCAAACUUCUCACAUGUUUUGCCAGAAAAUGUCCUGGCUUCCCAAAUACACUUGGAAAAUAAGAAGCAGAUUCCAUCAUGCUCCCACCCAUGUAACAUUCUUUUACGGAGGGGGAUGAGCUGGGUUUCGGUUGAAGAUAAAAAAAACUAAAAGCCAACAGAGCAGGCCCUGUGAAACUGCCACAAGUGGUCUACAAUCUGGUCAAAGUCCGUAAAAAGGCCAAAAGGGUUUACUUCCCCGCGUUCACGUAUGACCCCCCUGAUUUGUUUUUUUUUGUGCACUACUUCCAGAUUCUAAUCUUCCUGGAGGACAGAUGAGAUCGGUGACUCGGUAUCAUUAAUUGGUUCUGUUGACCCGGCCAUUCAAUUUAAAUUUCUGACUGGGACUGUGGGAGAUUACUGCAAUUAUUUAGGCUUACGAAAAAACUUUAAAUAACAUUUUUGUUUGAAUUGGUCGAUGGAAGAAUACACGAUUAUUCUGGUUUAAACAAAAAUCAACCACUUGAAGCCACAACCCAAUCAUACAAGACGGCCAUAGCUCUGAAAAUGAAGAAAGCAUCAUCUCCCCAUCCCCCUUACACGAACCCAACAAAACAGGUCUCUUAUCUCCAACAUGAACCAAACAUGCGCCCUAGCAAAAAUCGUUCUGUCUUGAGCUAUGUCAAAACUGCAUUCAAAAGAGUGGUUGGAGCCUUUACAGUAUUGCUUCCCAGAAAAAGCAAGGCCGACGACAUUGUAACUGAUGCAGCCAAAAGCAACAAGCAAGUCGGGGGGAUAUCCUUUUCAACUGAUCUUUCAACAGGAAGUAAGAGUUCAUCGAUAUUCAAGUCCUCUAGUACCCGUGGAUCUUCCAGUGCCACAAGUGGAAUGGUUGGGGAAGGUGGUUUCUCCAUUCAAGAGAUUUUUAAGAUGACCGAUAAUUUCUCGCCUGCAAAUAAGAUUGGAGACGGUAGCUUUUCUACCGUAUACAAGGGGAGGCUCAGGGAUGGAUCUUUUGUUGCAGUGAAGCGUGCUAAAAAGAACACACAUGACAAGCGUUUGUUACUGGAGUUCCAGAAUGAAGCAAUUACCCUGUCCAAGAUUGAACAUCUGAAUUUGGUGAGAUUUUAUGGAUACGUGGAGCAAGGAGAUGAGCGAAUCCUUGUGGUUGAACAUGUUGGCAAUGGAAAUCUUCGAGAACAUCUGGAUGGCAAGAAAGGAAGUAUACUUGAAAUUUCUGAACGGCUAGAUAUUGCAAUUGAUGUGGCUCACGCAGUCACUUAUCUUCACACAUAUACAGAUCCUCCAAUAAUCCACAGAGACAUAAAAUCAUCGAAUGUUCUUAUCACAGAGAAACUCCGAGCCAAAGUGGCAGACUUUGGGUUUGCGAGAUUGACCACAGAAGGUUCUGAUGCUACUCACAUUUCUACUCAAGUCAAAGGAUCAACAGGCUACUUGGAUCCUGAAUACUUGAGGACAUAUCAACUCACUGAAAAGAGUGAUGUCUACUCUUUCGGUGUACUUCUUGUUGAACUGAUGACAGGAAGACACCCAAUUGAACAAAAGAGAUCGUUAAAAGAGAGAGUCACCAUAAAAUGGGCAAUGCAGAGUUUAAAAGGAGGAGAUGCCAUUUUUGUCAUGGAUCCAUUACUAAGGAGGACUCCUGGAUCAACCUUGGCAAUGGAGAAGGUGCUUAAAUUAGCACGCCACUGCCUGGCACCUUCAAAACAAUCAAGGCCUUCCAUGAAGGAAUGCAGUGAAGUGCUAUGGGGAAUUCGAAAAGACAUGAGAGCAAGUGGUUCAUCUUCUUCUGCUUUCAUUUCUCAGCAAUCUGCAGACUUUCCUCGGAGAGAAGAAAAAAAGAGUCGAGAAGCAGCAUUUGGUAUUGACGAUGGUGGGGGCUAUAAAUUCAUUUCUGCAUGAAGUGGUAAUUUAUGGGAUUUGUUUGUCGAUUCUCUUCUGUAAAUUUCCCGUGAGGGAAAAAGAGAACCCGAAUCCUACGUAUAGAUGAACCUUUUUUUUCCCCUUGAAAGGAACCGCAAGACCUCUUGUGGGAGAGGGACAUGAGUGUCAGUUAAGCCGUGUUAAGUGGAUGGUCUCUCCACGUCGGAUACCCCAUAGUAAUAUUUAACAGGUUGUAUAGAAUCCAAAUUCUUGAACUGAGUGGUUAUGCCUUUGACACUUGCAAUCUCUUUGGCAUCAGUAACCUCGCUGUAAGCUAAUUUUGUUUAAUUGUUAUUCUAACAGAAGUACUGAAAGACAUCUCAAAUCCUGCCUGCAUUCAUUCUAUUAACAGGGGAUUUGCUCUCUGUCACCCUUCGUGUCUGUCUUUUGCGACAGAAACGCCAUGACAGGUUAACUGGUUCUUAAUUUUGUUCGGUGACUCUGAAUGUGGCUGGUUGCUGCGGAAUUGAAUGACCAAAAGCUUCCAAGUCUGAUGAUAUGGAGAAGAGAACUGGAAUCUUGCAACAGACAUGUAAUCAAAAUCACGAGUGACCAAAGGCUGGCUGAUUUAACCAUUCACGGCUCUUCUCCAUGAAGACCCCUCUCCGAGAAUCCUGUGACCAUAUGACAUGACCCAUCUUCUCGUGUGUGGACCCGACCCGUGGAGAGUGAGGUAAAAAAUACUUUUGAGAUCCGGAUUUCGAGCCAUCUUAGUUGUUCGCGCUCUCACACGAUGCCGCCACAUGUCACGGUCCGAUGACCACCUCCCCUAUCUCCAAUAACGUGCUGUGUCUCCCCACCCUUCACUCACUCCCAUGCUCACCCACUCACCCACUCAUGUGACUUGAGGUUCAAAUAAAGGCAAAAGAAGGAAAGAAACCUUUCUCGUCUCUUCUCCAUCUACGCAGAUUUUUAACCCUUGCCUAAACGUUCACAUUUUGUCCUUUUCCCUUAAAAAAAUCUCAGCCUUUCCGCAUAUUCUCACUUUUCCUCGAUUAGAAUUAGACCCCACUCCUCUCUCUACAAAAUAAAUAUCUCAUCUCCUUGAUUUUUCUCCAACUUGCUUCGCUGAUUGCCAAAAACACUCGCUCUCUCGCUCGCUUUU